Molecule: messenger RNA, 839 nt
Organism: Gadus chalcogrammus (walleye pollock)
Lineage: Eukaryota; Metazoa; Chordata; Actinopteri; Gadiformes; Gadidae
Gene: pvalb9
Product: parvalbumin 9
Exons: 5
Coding region: 282-611 (109 amino acids)
Cellular component (GO): cytoplasm; nucleus
Molecular function (GO): calcium ion binding
Source: RefSeq, a predicted model, not a curated record
CGCGGAGGCAAAGGCUGUCCAGGUAUACAGCUACUCAUUAACAUAGCAGGAGGAAGUAUAAAAGGUAGGCUGAAGGUUAAUUGGGCGGGUAAGUAAUUCGAGAAGCAGGCCUACCUGGCCCUAAGAACUUGAUACGUGGAUAAGUAACAUUGCACACCAUUUUGUGCGCAUCCUUCUCUGAACUGCGGUCUAUAUAAGCCCUCGCCGUCGAUCCGCGGACACCAUUAAGCCUUAUUCCUCUCUGAACCUCGACAAGGCGGAAAACUUUAACACUGAUUAAAAUGUCACUCACCUCCAUCCUGUCGGCUGAGGCCAUUGAAAGCGCUGUCAAGGACUGUCAAGAACCAAACUCCUUCUGCUACAAGAAGUUCUUCAAGUUGUGCGGACUCACUUCGAAGAGCCCCCAAGAGGUGAAAGAUGUCUUCAGCAUCCUUGAUGAAGACAACAGCGGCUACAUCGAAGAGUCUGAACUAAAAUUCUUCCUGCAGCGGUUCGUCCCCGGGGCCCGCACGCUGACCGAAGCCGAGGCAAAGAGCUUCGUCUCGGCCGCCGACGAUGACAACGACGGCAAGAUUGGCGUGGAGGAAUUCCAGACCAUGGUCCAGUCCUGAGGACCCUGAAGACUGAUGACCUUGCAACAACCAGCUACUCCUCGCAUUCCACUCUGUCAACCUCUACUACAACCCUUCCCACUUCCAUUAAUCACACCAUCGCAAUAUGCCUAGAAUCUGUAUUCGGUCAUUAUCUGUCUGUUUAGAAACAAAGAUCCAGCCACAAUGUGCUGUUUUCCUCUAUGUUCACAUGCUCCCAAAACGGUGAUGAUGAAUAAAAAUAACAAA